Molecule: messenger RNA, 456 nt
Organism: Aureococcus anophagefferens
Lineage: Eukaryota; Pelagophyceae; Pelagomonadales; Pelagomonadaceae
Exons: 1
Coding region: 1-456 (151 amino acids)
Source: RefSeq, a predicted model, not a curated record
AUGAAGGAGCUGUGCGCCGCUGACGACUGGCCGCACCGCGUCGAACUGCGCGCGCCCCUGGGAGACUUUGCCGACGCGGCGGCGGCGAGGGAGUGGUACGCGCAGCAGUUCGAGUCCAUCAACCCGAAGUACCUCUACCGCUACGACCCCGAACAGUUCUCCGGACCGCCGCGGUUCUACACCGGCGACGAGGACCUGGACCUCGUCCAGCUCUUCACGGAGAUCCGCGCGCGACGGAUGGCGGAUCAGACGUCGAUGGCGCUCCUGCAGGUCACGUCGUCGUUGGGCGGCGCCAAGCCGCGCGCUUCCGGAGUCGAGCGGCGGCUGCGCAGCGUGCAGGCGCGCGCGACGGGGUCGCCCCUGCCGCGCGCUGACCAGGCCGUCGUCGACGCGACCGUCGCGAACCGGGCCUCGGAAGCGGCCGCGACGUAUCGAGACCGCAGGGCAGUGAAGUGA